AUGCAUAUAGAUACAUCUAAUAAAUUAGAAGAAAAUGGUGGUUUACAUGUCAUUAUCACAUAUUUACCAACAAAUAUACGUAUUGAAAUACAAGCAUUCGGUCGUACAGCUAGAAAAGAUAAUAAAGGUACUGGUGAAUAUAUUAUCCUAAGUCAAUAUGGUCUAUCGAUUGAAACAUUAAAACAAUUACGAAACAGUCAAGAAAAAGAAAGAUUAGAUUCGUUUUUAAUCAAUGAUUUACCUAAAAUCAAAAUUGAAGAAGAUUUAUUACAAGGAUUUGAUGAUGAUGAUGACACACAGUGGCCAUUUUUUGCUAGAGCAGGCGGACUUUAGCUUUAUGAGUGAACUAAAAUUUCAUGAACCAUUUUUUUAUAGGUU
Messenger RNA from Didymodactylos carnosus, 378 nucleotides. NCBI's taxonomy places the organism in Eukaryota, Metazoa, Rotifera, Eurotatoria, Philodinida, Philodinidae. The record is from the annotation of a GenBank genome assembly.